AUGCUGAUCAAUGCCUGGCUAAAUACCUCUAAGGACGCUAUUGUAGGGAAUAACCAAAAAUCAGGCACUUUCUGGAAACGAGUUGGAGAUUAUUUCUUCGCAGCUCUUUCUGGUGGAGAUAGUGUUGAAAGUAGCGAGCAUGUCCACUACAAGCAGAGGUGGCACAAAAUCAGCAAUGACACUUCCAAGUUUUAUGGUGUAUAUACGGCUGCAGAGAGACAUAUAUCUAGUGGGCAGCAUGAGAACGAUGUACUGAAGGUGGCCCAUGAAAUAUUCUUCGCGGACCAGGGGUCCAAAUUCACACUGGAGCAUGUGUGGUGUGUGUUGAGGUAUGAGCAGAAAUGGCUCAACCUCAACAGCACUAAAGCUUCUGAAAGUUCUAAUAAGAGGAAAACCGUUGAAUCAGAUUCCCAAACUUCAACCACAAGUGUUGGUGAAGAAGAGAUACGCCCUGAAGGUGUAAAGGCUGCAAAAGCUAAACGUAAUGCAAAUGGGAAGUCUGUUGAUUACUAUACGAUGGUACUUGAACUGAGGAAGGUGGAUUUGGAUAGGAAAGAAAAACUCCAGAAGCUAGCCAUCUUAGACACUCUCCUAGCAAAAACCGAACCACUCACUGAGGCUGAAGAAGCAGCCAAAAACAAGCUCCUCGCCAAAUAUAUUUAG
Molecule: messenger RNA, 663 nt
Organism: Brassica napus (rape)
Lineage: Eukaryota; Viridiplantae; Streptophyta; Magnoliopsida; Brassicales; Brassicaceae
Product: glutathione S-transferase T3-like
Exons: 1
Coding region: 1-663 (220 amino acids)
Source: RefSeq, a predicted model, not a curated record